Messenger RNA from Punica granatum (pomegranate), 1301 nucleotides. Lineage: Eukaryota; Viridiplantae; Streptophyta; Magnoliopsida; Myrtales; Lythraceae. The record is from RefSeq and is a predicted model, not a curated record.
CAAAGUACUGUCCAAAAUCUAUUUGCUCUACACUCUAACUAUAGUUUUGAAAUAUGGAUGCAAAAGAAACCGAAGCGAUGCUGAGGGGGCAAGUAGCCAUAUGGCAGAACUUAUUCGGAUUCGCGGACUCUAUGGCCCUGAAAUGCGCUGUGGAGCUCGGCAUAGCCGACAUCAUACACUCCCAUGGCCGACCUAUCACGUUGGACCAGAUCCCCGCUUCCAUCAACGGAUCCUCAUCCCCGGACAUUUCCUCCCUUGCGCGCAUCAUGAGGCUUCUCGUCCGCCGGGACAUCUUCGCUGCCCAUCAACCAUCGGACAGCGGAGACACGCUAUAUGAGCUUACCCACUCUUCAAGGUGGCUGGUGAAGGAGUCGGAGUAUAACCUGGCUCCCAUGGUCACGAUGGAGAACCACCCUGAUCUAUUGGCUCCGUGGCAUUACUUUGGUCAAUGUAUUAAAGAUGGAGGGAUGCCCUUUAAGAAAGCUCAUGGGAUGGAGGUAUGGGAGAUGGCAUCGAAGAACCCUCAGUUCAACACGUUGUUCAACGAUGCGAUGGCAUGUACCAACAAGAUCAUCCUGCAGGCGAUCGUGGCAGCUUACCAGGACGGGUUCAGAUCCAUUGGAUCUCUCGUGGACGUGGGUGGUGGGAUCGGCGAAGCGGUUGCCCAGAUUGUGAAGGCAAACCCAAACAUACGAAGGAUCAACUUCGACCUUCCCCAUGUCGUGGCCACUGCCCCCGCAUACCCGGGCGUCGAGCACAUCAACGGCAGCAUGUUCGAGUCCAUUCCGGCUGCUGAUGCUGUCUUUAUGAAGUGGGUAUUGCACGACUGGGGAGACGAAGAUUGCGUGAAGAUCCUGAAGAACUGCAGGAAGGCGAUUCCCGAGAAACUGGGGAAGUUGAUCAUAAUAGAGUCGGUUCUACAGCAGGAAGGUAACGGGCUCUUUGAUGACAUUGCUUACAUAUUCGAUUUGUUGAUGUUCGCUCACGCGUCGGGGGGGAAGGAGAGGACCGAGCUCGAGUGGAAGAACCUUUUGGCAGCAAGUGGCUUCCCUCGGUACAACAUAAUCAAGAUCCCCACCAUCCCUUCCAUCAUUGAAGCCUUCCCGAAAUAAUCUUUUAGCAUUUUAUAUAUGUGCUCUAUGGUGAAUAUCGCAAUUCGAAUCAUCCUUAUAAUUUGGAUAUGUAGUUGUUUGUUGAUAUGUAGGAUUUCCUUUGACGGUCUUGGAAUCAGUUAUUCGCUUUGUGAUUAUAGAAUUCCAUGGUGAUAUACGAACCCGUAUUCAUGUGAUGUUUGCGGUAGA